AUGGUCGAUCCGACAAAAGACGACUCGUCCGCAUGCACGCGCGACAUCCGACAGCCGCCAAGAGGAAUACGUUCGCUCUAUGAUUCUGCCGGCCCACCUCACACAAGUCCGCAGGAAAAUGCCUCGCGUCCAUCCACCCUUCUUCCUCCAUUGAGCUCGGCAACGUCCACCACUUCGGCUAGCUCGCAUUUUUACUACCAGUCCCACCAGCACUUUUUUCAGAGGAGCACCCCGCGGUUCUCCUCCAGUUACAGUGAUUUUCCUCACAGUAAAGGCUACAAUUACCGGCCACAAGCUCCGCCGAGCCGAUUAAGCUCAUCCAGAACCUCCAUUUUUCAGACACAGAUAAACCCGUUGGAGUACACGCCGGCCGAUCCAGGGGUCGAUCUUUCCAUCUUCUCAGAGGAGGACGCAGUGGUCUUGCGAAAUCUUCUUCCACUGGCAGAGAUCCAUAAAUGGAAGUUUGUUGCAACCAAACUCUCAAAAAGAAGAUCGAAAAAGCUUAAUGCUGACUUCUGCAUCAAAAAGUUCCACGAAAUGUUCGACCUCCCCUUUAACCCGGCCCACUCCCUGUUCAAUUCCCAGUACUUCCUAGGAGCGACUAUUGGUACGGCCCAUUCGCAAAGAAACCUUGAGGGCCUGGUUGGCAGCUCGUUGCCGUACAUUGUUUGCAAAGACGGUUGGAACAAUGUCGAAUACGACACCUCGCACCGGGCCUCGGCAUAA
Molecule: messenger RNA, 726 nt
Organism: Ogataea angusta
Lineage: Eukaryota; Fungi; Ascomycota; Pichiomycetes; Pichiales; Pichiaceae
Exons: 1
Coding region: 1-726 (241 amino acids)
Source: RefSeq, a predicted model, not a curated record